CUUGGUAUUUGCAGCCAUGCCACAUAUCCAACCUUCCUCCUCGGGGACUGGUCUCGCGGAAGAUAAUGAACAGCAAAUUCCUAUUGAUGUCCAGGGGAAGUCUCCAUCUAUGAGGGAGAGGGACGACGACAAGGAUAGUGCCGAUUUCCCCAAUGAAGGCGCACAGCAUGGUGUUCAGAUGGUAGAGGCGGUCACCCUGGCUUGGACCAAGCAGACACUUGGUACAGCCUAUAUUCUGAUGUGGCUUUUGUACUUUGUGAAUGGCUUCAAUCAAUCCAUAACUGGUAAUCUCGCGGCAUACAUCACGAGCGAAUUCGAAGCCCACUCUCUGGUACCACUCAUUCAGGUCGUCUCGAGCAUCAUGGGAGCCGCUACCUAUAUGCCCCUUGCUAAGAUUCUCAAUCUUUGGGAUCGUUCCGUCGGUUUCUCACUUAUGGUUGCGUUUGCAACAUUGGGGUUGAUAUUGGCGGCCUCCUGCAAAAGCAUCGGCGUAUACUGCGCGUCGCAGGUCUUCUACAGUAUUGGCUUCACCGGCAUGACAUUUGCUAUCGAUGUCAUCACUGCCGACACCUCUACUCUCCGCGAUCGUGGCCUUGCAUACGCCUUCACCUCCUCGCCAUACAUCAUCACUGCCUACGCUGGCCCCACCGUUGCGGCCAAGUUCUACGAGAAUAAUUGGCGUUGGGCAUACGGCGCGUUUGCAAUAAUCCUUCCCAUUAUUGCUACUCCAUUGGUUCUCAUUAUGGCAUAUGCUCGGAGGCAAGCGAAAGCCAAAGGGUUGCUCCCACCCACUCCGGAGGCAAGUGGCAGGACAAUAUUUGAAAGUUUCAAACACUACAUCAUUGAAUUGGAUGUCCUCGGCACAUUCCUUCUUCUCGCCGGCCUUGUUCUUCUAUUGAUACCUUUCAACCUUGCUGGAUCCUCCGCCAACGGAUGGAGUCAGGACUAUAUCAUCGCCAUGCUUGUACUGGGCGUGGUCUGUCUUUUCGCUUUUGGUCUGAGUGAGAAGUUUCUCGCUCCGGUGCCGUUCCUUCAAUGGGAUAUUCUGCGUUCGCGUACCGUCAUGGGGGCUUGCGCGCUCGAUGUCUGUUACCAAGUCUCAUAUUACUGCUGGCUCUCUUACUAUACCUCAUUUCUUCAGGUCAACAGCGGUCAGUCUCUUGAAGUCGCUGGAUACAUCUCGUCCAUCUUCGACGUCGUAUCAGGUAUCUGGCUGUUUGUCGUCGGUUUUGCCAUCAAGAAGACAAAUCGAUUCCGCUGGAUUUUGUACUGGGCUGUUCCCCUCUACAUGCUCGGUCAGGGUCUGAUGAUUUACUUUCGUAAACCUGAUCAGGCUGUUGGCUAUUUGAUCAUGUGCCAAAUCUUCCUCGCGUUUGCGGGCGGAGCUAUGAUCAUUGUGCAACAAGUUGCCGUCCUUGCAGCCUCGGAUCACCAAAAUGCAGCUGGCUCGCUUGCUUUCCUCGGUGUUUUUGGAAACGUUGGAGGUGCCGUGGGUGGUUCUGUCAGCGGUGCAAUUUGGCAGGGCACACUUCCCGGCGCUCUUCAACGUUACCUACCAGCGGAGUCUCUUCCGGAUUGGGAAAGCAUUUACGAGGAUUUGGAACUUCAGCUCAGCUACCCCAAGGGUACCGAGACACGCCUUGCGAUUGAGAAAGCAUAUUCUAUUGCACAAAAGCAUAUGGUUAUCUGUGGUACUGCUGUCAUGGCACUCUCCUUGAUCUGGAUGUUCGUCAUCAAGGAUAUCAAACUCGACCGAAAACAGACCAAAGGUGUUCUCUUCUAG
Molecule: messenger RNA, 1783 nt
Organism: Periconia digitata
Lineage: Eukaryota; Fungi; Ascomycota; Dothideomycetes; Pleosporales; Periconiaceae
Source: the annotation of a GenBank genome assembly